CAGUAGGGCAGGUACAUUCUAAACCAUUUUCGAGGACAACGAUCGAGAAGUUUGCUUCUGAAACCUGAAAGUCUGUCAGCGAAAAAAUUUCCCACGAAAUAUUUCGAGUGGAUAAAAUGGAUCCAAACAAACCAACGAACUUCAGUAAUAUGGGGGGUAUUCCUUGGCGGGGACGCAGUCGAGGGCUCGAUGUAGGACGAGCCAGAGGUUUUUUCGCUCCUGCUAAUGUCCUCCAAGGACAAGGAUCCUGUAUACCAGCAUGUGAUCCUUUCGCUGGACGAGGACUUCGGUCUGAUGAUGGAGGACUUGUUCCAGCAAGAGGCUGCCAAUUUCCCUCAACAGAACCCAAGAUAGGCAUCGCAAGAGGUACAGUACUGGCAAGCACCGAGAUUCGGAAAGAAUUUUUGGAAGGAGCCCUCACCAGGAAAGAGGUUGAGUCCCCUACACAGGGUCAAGGUGCUUCACUGGUCUCCAUGUUCAGAGGAUUAGGCUUGGAACCCUCAGCGGUCUCAAGGGGAAGAGGAACUUUGCCAGUUGGAAGACAAAUAGUUGGGGAGAUGGAAGAGUUAAAGCAACCAAGUCUGGAUGUAGGUGUGGUAGCCCCUAGCCUACAGACAAGUGGCCACACACAAGCAGUGAUUGGCAGAGGGACAAGUCUUUCUUCGCAACAAACUUUGCCGAGCAUGAUGGUGGGAGUUGGGAGAGCAGCAAUGCCUGUGCUUGGGCUCGGACGAGGAAGCCCUUUACCUCGUUCCUCCUCUCCUCUCAAAGGUGUUCCUGGUUCUCUUACCUCAGAGGCGACAGCUUGCGAUUCCACGCCAAUCUCUGACACAGAAAUUGUCUCCAUCGUUCAAGAGGUGCAAGACCCCUCAGUUAUUGUACCAGAGAAAGAUUUGAAAGUGGAGGCAAUUCGCGUGCCACUCAACAAGGCUGGAUCAAAAGGAACACCUGUAACUAUUGGCUCCAAUCAUAUUCCAAUUCACUGCAAGAACAAAGCAGUUUAUCAGUACCAUGUGACAUUUACGCCAAAUGUUGAAUCCAUGUCAAUGCGUUAUGGGAUGAUCAAAGAUCACCGUUUGACCACAGGAGAAGUUAUAGCUUUUGAUGGGUCUGUACUGUACCUUCCCCUCCAACUGAAGGAUGAGGUGGUUCUCAAGAGUUUGAGAAGAACCAACAAUGAAGAAAUCAAAAUCCAAAUACAAAUGACAAAGAUGUUGCCACCCAGCUGUGAUCUGUGCAUCCCACUCUACAAUGUUGUUCUCAGGAGGGUCAUGAAAAUGAUUGGAUUGAAACUGGUAGGGAGAAAUCAUUAUGAUCCAGAAAAUGCAACAGUUCUUGGAAAACAUCGACUGCAGGUGUGGCCAGGCUAUUCAACAUGUAUCAAACAUACAGAUGGAGGUCUGUACCUGUGUGUUGAUGUGUUGCACAAGGUCUUGCGGAAUGACUCCGUGCUGGAUGUGAUGAACAUUCUCUACCGACAAAGCAAAGAGAAAUUUAGAGAUGAAUGCACCAAAGAACUUGUUGGUAGCAUCAUCAUCACCCGCUACAAUAACCGGACUUACCGCGUUGAUGCCAUUGAGUGGGACAAAUCACCUAAAGACACCUUCACUUUGAUGGAUGGCACAAAAACCACUUUUGUCGAUUACUACAGCAAGAACUAUGGAAUUAUUAUUAAAGAGACGGACCAACCUCUUCUCAUGCAUAAACCAAAGGAUCGAUCCAAGCCAGGGAGGAAGCAAGUCUUUCCUGGAGAGAUUUUAAUUGUUCCUGAGCUUUCUUUCUUGACUGGGAUCCCAGAAAAUAUGAAGAAGGAUUUCAGAUCAAUGAAGGACCUGACCAUGCACAUUAAUGUAAAUGGUGAUCAACACACACAUUCAAUAAAGCAACUUUUGAAGAACAUAAGCUCUAACGUUGACAGCCAGAAAGAAAUCACCCAAUGGGGCCUGGAAUUUGGCUCCGAAAUACUGCAAUUAAACGCUAGAACGCUCCCUCUUGAAACUAUCUGUGUCCAAACCUCAUCAUUUACCAUUGGUGCUGAUGGGUCUUGGUCCAGAGAGGUCGUCAGGCUGGCUCCAAUUUGCUGUGUACCCCUGAAAACAUGGGCGAUUUUCUACCCUCGACGCUGUGCAGACCAGACUACAGAGUUCAUUUCAACAUUUCAAAAAGUGGGUGCGUCUGUUGGAGUGCAAGUGGGUCGUCCUGUGUGUGUAGAGCUGAGGGACGAUCGCACAGAAUCCUAUGUCAAGAGCAUCCACUCACAGUUCACUAGUCAGCCUACUUUGCAACUUGUAGUAUGCAUCCUGGUAGGGAACAGAGAAGAUCUCUACAGUGCCAUCAAGAAGAUCUGCUGUGUUAAAAGUCCCAUCCCAUCCCAGGCGAUCAAUGUCCGGACAAUUUCCCAGCAACAGAAAUUAAGGAGUGUGGCACAAAGGAUACUCCUGCAAGUGAACACCAAAUUAGGAGGGGAACUUUGGACUGUUGGUGUGCCUUUGAAAAACCUAAUGGUGGUUGGAGUUGAUGUCCACCAUGACACCAGCAAGGCUCGCCAAUCUGUCAUGGGCUUUGUCGCAAGCAUGAACAGCUCAAUAACUCGAUGGUAUUCCAGAGUAACUUUUCAAGGACCCAAUGAAGAACUCAUCAAUGGAUUCACAGUUUGCUUGUUGGAUGCACUGCACAAGUAUCAUGAGGUCAACCAUUACUUGCCAGAAAAGAUUGUGGUGUAUCGGGAUGGUGUGUCAGAUGGUCAGCUCAAGAUGGUUGAGCAGCACGAGAUCCCACAGCUGAUCAAAUGCUUUGAGACGUUUCCCAGCUAUGAGCCGAAGCUUGUCUUCAUUGUGCUCAAAAAGAGAAUCAGCACUACCCUCUAUUCCUGUGAUGGAAGCAGCUUUGGCACACCUUCACCCGGAACUGUUUUGGAUCACACGCUCACUCAAAAAGACUGGGUGGACUUCUAUCUCAUGGCACAUCACAUUCGGCAGGGAUGUGGACUUCCUACCCACUACAUUACCCUGUACAAUACAGCGAACCUCACACCAGACCAUCUGCAAAGGCUGACCUUCAAAAUGUGCCAUUUGUACUGGAACUGGCCAGGCACGAUUCGCGUUCCCGCACCGUGCAAAUAUGCACACAAACUGGCUUACUUUUCAGGCCAGUACCUUCAUUCUGAACCAUCCAUCCAGUUGGCCGACAGGCUUUUUUUCCUUUGAAACACAAAUUAUGUUAAAAACUAAUUGUUUGCGUUUUUGUUUAAACUUAACCUGUUAUGGUGUCACUGAAAAUGCUUUGCUUUAUGAAAACUGUUAUUUUAAAAUAAUUAAUAGAAUAGUCAUUAAUAGAUAGUUUGCAGUCUUUAAAAAACCAUUCAUUGUCAUAUGCUGUAUGUUGAUAUAUAUUGUCUGUAUGAUCUGACAGUAACCAUCCAUUAUCCGAACCGUUUAUCCUCAUGAGGGCAGAAUAUUAAAAUUCUUGACGAAAAUUUUCCCUCUCUGGCUCCA
Hippocampus zosterae (dwarf seahorse) is the source of this 3494-nucleotide messenger RNA. RefSeq names its product piwi-like RNA-mediated gene silencing 2 (gene piwil2). Gene Ontology annotation, molecular function: protein binding; piRNA binding. Lineage: Eukaryota; Metazoa; Chordata; Actinopteri; Syngnathiformes; Syngnathidae. Gene Ontology annotation, biological process: regulatory ncRNA-mediated gene silencing. The record is from RefSeq and is a predicted model, not a curated record. Gene Ontology annotation, cellular component: P granule.